Zymoseptoria tritici IPO323 is the source of this 657-nucleotide messenger RNA. RefSeq lists its product as uncharacterized. The transcript is spliced from 6 exons. Gene Ontology annotation, molecular function: ubiquitin conjugating enzyme activity. Gene Ontology annotation, biological process: protein polyubiquitination; ubiquitin-dependent protein catabolic process. Gene Ontology annotation, cellular component: nucleus. Bases 1 to 585 code for a protein of 194 amino acids. Lineage: Eukaryota; Fungi; Ascomycota; Dothideomycetes; Mycosphaerellales; Mycosphaerellaceae. The record is from RefSeq and is a predicted model, not a curated record.
AUGAGUAGUCCAAAGAGGAGAAUCGAGACAGAUGUAUGGAGUCUGACUACUGAUAGGCUCAUGAGUGACUACGAGGUGACUCUGGUCAAUGACAACAGUACGCUUCACCAUCCGCAAGAGUUCUAUGUAAGAUUCAAGGGGCCAACGGAGACUCCAUUCGAAGGAGGACUCUGGAAAAUCCACGUCGAACUACCCGACCAAUAUCCCUACAAGAGCCCAAGCAUCGGUUUCGUGAACCGCAUCUUCCACCCCAACAUUGACGAGUUAUCCGGCAGCGUAUGUCUCGACGUGAUCAACCAGACCUGGUCACCCAUGUACGACAUGGUCAACAUCUUCGAAGUCUUCCUACCGCAACUCUUACGAUAUCCCAACCCGACCGAUCCAUUGAAUGGCGAGGCGGCUGCGUUGAUGAUGAGGGAGCCGAAGGGCUAUGAGGCGAAGGUCAAGGAAUACGUGACCAAAUACGCAUCGAAGGAUGCAGCCGACGACGCUGGCGGCGACUCGAACGAUAGCGACGAAAUGAGUAGCGUUGGCAGCUACGACGAUGACGACGAAGAGCCUGCGGGCACGAUGGAUGAGGUCUGAGUGCCGGCUCGCUCGACUGCAAUACGGCACACUUCCCCAAGCAAGGCGCUUUUCGAGGAUGGAGUCAGGGCG